AUGUCGACCUUCGAGCCGGUGGUACGUCUUUAGCGAAUCCUCCCAUGUGCGGGUGAGACUGUUUGCGGCGGCGCAGCGUGGAUAGAUUCUCAGUUACCCGCACACGGAAUACCGCAAAUGUACACACACACACAUAGCAUGGACCCGUACUGAGAGAACAUAUUAGAUCGUCAUUGACGGCAAGGGACACCUCCUCGGUCGUCUCGCCUCGACCGUCGCCAAGCAGCUCCUGAACGGCCAGAAGAUUGUGGUCGUCCGCUGCGAGGCCCUCAACAUCUCUGGCGAGUUCUUCCGCGCAAAGCGUACGUCUACCAACCAACCAACCCAUCCGAACACCGAAAAUCGCCUCGCCUGAAAAGACCAACACAUACUAACACGCCCCAACAAUAGUAAAGUACCAGGCCUUCCUCCGCAAGCAGACCCGUUACAAUGCCACCCGUGGUGGUCCAUGGCACUACCGUGCGCCCGCCAAGAUGUUCUGGCGCACCGUCCGCGGCAUGAUUCCCCACAAGACUGAGCGCGGCGCGAAGGCCCUGGAGCGCCUGAAGACGUUCGAGGGCGUCCCACCACCCUACGACCAGAAGAAGCGCAUGGUCGUCCCGCAAGCCCUCCGUGUCCUCCGCCUCAAGCCCGGCCGCAAGUACUGCACGGUCGGCCGUCUCGGCCACGAGUUCGGCUGGAAGUACCAGGACGUCGUCGCCCGCUUGGAGGAGAGGAGAAAGGUCAAGGGCCAGGCAUACUACGAGAAGAAGCGCGCCGCACGCAAGAACCUGGCCGAGGCGAAGGAGAAGGUGCCGGAGAACUUGCAGAAGCAGCUCGCGCAGUACGGAUACUAG
Molecule: messenger RNA, 836 nt
Organism: Lecanosticta acicola
Lineage: Eukaryota; Fungi; Ascomycota; Dothideomycetes; Mycosphaerellales; Mycosphaerellaceae
Source: the annotation of a GenBank genome assembly